AUGAACUUUGACCGCUUUCUGGACAAAUUCGACGAAUCAACUUUGGUAACGAUGAAACGACAUUAUUGGACUGCUAAGCAGCUGUUGAGGACAAAACUGGGCAAGAAGGAAGACGAGCAUCUUCAAGCGUCCGAUGCAUCUCUCGACUCGAAGCUUACCCUAUUCCGAUCAGUCAGGUCCACAUCGGAGAGCCUAUUAGCUUGCAUUGAAAACUAUCAGGGGCUUCUUUUGGAUUCCACCUUAUGUGAGAACGAACUCGGUCGAUAUCUCAAAGACCAAGGAAAAGCUGAUAAACGCGAAGAUACCGGACGAAUGAUGGUGGCUCUAGGCCGAGCGCUGAUGUUUAGCAGUCAUCAGAGAGCAGCAGUUCGUGUACCGUUAAUUAGGUUUUAUCAAGAGCUGCAGGUGUUCACAGAAAGGGCAAUUUUCGAUUGUGCGCAAACGGUAGAGGCAGUCGAACGGGCGCGACUCGAGUAUAGAGGAAGCCUGUUAUGGAUGAAGAAGACUAGUGAAGAGCUGGAUCCAGACACGGAUCGCCAGCUGGAGAAGUUUCGUGAAGCGCAAUCUGCAGUCCGAGUGAAUAAGGAGAAGCUCGACAAGCUCAAAAUUGAUACUCUACAAAAAGUCGAUCUGUUAUCCGCGUCUCGUUCGAAUUUGCUUUCUCAUCUGCUUGGAAAAUAUCUUGAUAUGCUGUGUGCCUUCUACGAAAGAACGUGUCGCGCUUACUCGGCCCUCUCAGCGAAUUUAUCCACUUUUCAACAUUAUGAUUUCGAGAUUUUGACGGUGAUCUCUUCAAUUAUUCGACUGCAGAUGAUGGUUGAAUUUUUCUAA
Haemonchus placei is the source of this 831-nucleotide messenger RNA. The record is from the annotation of a GenBank genome assembly. NCBI's taxonomy places the organism in Eukaryota, Metazoa, Nematoda, Chromadorea, Rhabditida, Trichostrongylidae.